AUGACGACACGUCGUCAAGAAAACCAAGAAAGAAUCCUGCAGGGAGCCCAUCCCGACCAGAGCAGUGCACGAGGCAUCAGUCUUGUGCAAGGUCUCAUGAAUGAGGAGAAAGCAGCAGCCACUGUUGCCUCUGCAUCUUCUUCCUCCCGUGGUUCAAUGGGGGACACAGCAAGAGAAGAGCCUGGGCCUGUGAAACCAGAUUGUCCUCAGAAUCCGCAUGGUGUCUCCUCACCUCCCACUGCCAUGGCUUCUAGCGAAAGCAGUCAGUGCCACGCGGGCUCCAGCAUUCAUGAAGUGGAGGGUGCAAGUGCGUCCCAGGACAGUGAUGCCCCUCAGAUUAGGAUGCAUGCGAUUGAAAGUGAUAAAAUGCAUAUGAUUGUGCAAUUUCUGCUCAGGAAGUAUCAAAAGAAUGAGCAGUUCUCCAGGGAAGAAGUGGUGCACAUGAUUGACAACAGUGCCCAUGAUAACUUCCCUGUGAUCUUUAGGGAAAUCUGUCAGUGCAUGCAUAUGGAUUUUGGCAUUGUCAUAAAGGAAGUGGAUUCCACUGCCCACACAUAUGAGCUUGUCUCUGCUUUGGGCCUCACUUACAGUGGGAUACUGGAUGACACUGACCAGAUUGUUUGUAAAGCUGACCUCUUGAUACUUAUCCUCUGUGUGAUCUUCCUAAAGGGCAACCGAGUUAGUGAAGAGUACCUUAAGGACAUGCUGAGACAUAUUAAGGUAUUAUCUGAGAGUGCUCCCAUUGCUGUUGAGGACAUGUGGAAAUUCAUCAGAGAGGAUUUGGUUCAGGUAGAGUACCUGGUGUACCAGCAGGUUCCUCACAGUGAUCCUGCUCGUUAUGAGUUCCUGUGGGGUCCGAGGGCUCUUGCUGAAACCACUAAGAUGAAAGUACUAGAGCAUGCCAUCAUGCUGGAUGAGAAAUAUCACAGGGCUUGUGCAUACCAAUAUCGGCAGCCCUGGAGUAAGGAAAAAGACAAGUUUAGGGCCUCUGCUGGGCCAGAUGAGUGA
This is a messenger RNA of Octodon degus (degu), 1008 nucleotides long. RefSeq names its product melanoma-associated antigen 8-like. NCBI's taxonomy places the organism in Eukaryota, Metazoa, Chordata, Mammalia, Rodentia, Octodontidae. The coding region runs from base 1 to 1008 and encodes 335 amino acids. Gene Ontology annotation, cellular component: nucleus. The transcript has a single exon. Gene Ontology annotation, biological process: negative regulation of transcription by RNA polymerase II. The record is from RefSeq and is a predicted model, not a curated record.